Molecule: messenger RNA, 268 nt
Organism: Desarmillaria tabescens
Lineage: Eukaryota; Fungi; Basidiomycota; Agaricomycetes; Agaricales; Physalacriaceae
Product: ATPase, V0 complex, subunit E1/e2
Exons: 3
Coding region: 21-236 (71 amino acids)
Biological process (GO): proton transmembrane transport; vacuolar acidification
Cellular component (GO): vacuolar proton-transporting V-type ATPase, V0 domain
Molecular function (GO): proton-transporting ATPase activity, rotational mechanism
Source: RefSeq, a predicted model, not a curated record
UCCUCUACUAUUCACUCGAAAUGGCGUCCAUGAUUCCUGUAUUUCUCGUACUAGUCGUCGCUGCUGCGCUUAUGACAGCCUCAGCGCUCUUCGUGCCCAAAGGACCAAAUCAAAUCGUUAUACGGACAGGUCUGAUGCUCGCACUUGCAGCCUGUUAUCUUAUGUGGAUGGUAACCUACAUGGCCCAGCUGCAUCCCUUGAUUGCUCCCGUGGUGUCAGCAGGUUCGGAAGAGUAACCUUUAUUUCUGGUGGACUUCUAUUGCUUUCU